Molecule: messenger RNA, 1500 nt
Organism: Malassezia restricta
Lineage: Eukaryota; Fungi; Basidiomycota; Malasseziomycetes; Malasseziales; Malasseziaceae
Product: RAT1-interacting protein
Exons: 1
Coding region: 1-1500 (499 amino acids)
Biological process (GO): NAD-cap decapping; nuclear-transcribed mRNA catabolic process
Cellular component (GO): cytosol; nucleus
Molecular function (GO): mRNA 5'-diphosphatase activity
Source: RefSeq, a predicted model, not a curated record
AUGUCAAGGCGCGGAGGAGCAGCUUGGCAGAGAGCACCUGUCCACAGUUAUGUGACCCCUCGCACGUACGCACAGAUGGUACACGACACAAAUAAUUCAUCCUCGCCACCAAUUAUAUCUCAGCCACCCCCGCUUGCCGUUUUAGGACGACCAACAACGGCGUUACCUCCUGUAUCUGUUCAACAACCUGUACUAAUGGCCACCUUUUCCUACGACGAAAACAGAUCCUUAUGCUUUAAUAAUAGUGCGAAGCGCUGGUACAAAAUGCCACCAACAAGAGAGAACAGCGCACAGGGUGCUGAUCUGAAUGUGGGCUUUGAACGCUACCAAGAGAAACCGCACGUGCCAGAUCCGUUAGACUCUGUACUCUACACGAUUAUGCAUCAAAGUCGCGCCGGUAUAUCACAGGAAGAGGCUGUACAAGGCAAGCUAAGUGUACCUGCCGACAGCUUAGAGCACGAGAUGUUGCGUGCGCAGGUUGUCACUUGGCGAGGCAUUUUGACGAAGCUGUGUACUGCUUGGAGCUGCCAUGUAGAGGCUCCCACUAUGUUUCGAGAAGGGUUUGAGCUCAACGUGAUGAUGCUUGGUGAUACUCUAAUCAUGGAAGAGGUGCCCCCUACAAUAUUCCAGAGGCAGAACAUGCAAUCAGGCCGGCCUAAGUCGAGACGGUCUCAAUUAUCCUCGUACUAUGGCUACAGUUUUGAGUCUUAUUGUACGAAGUCACGCCCAGGUUAUGCUCAGACUUGCGGUCCUCCAGGCUGGAGUGGUGACGUGAACACAAACGUGCAAUGGGGGCAUAUCGUGAAGACUAAGCUGGGACAUACCCGCAUCAUAAUAGGUGGUGAAGUCGACUGUGUUGAGACGCUCGACGCGGGGACAGACCAUGAAAGAGAAGGCGUUGUCGAACUCAAAACAAAUCUACAAAUUCAGAGUGCAGAGGAUCAAAAUCGGCUAGAUGCCAAGAUGCUGAAGAUGUACAUGCAAUCUUUCUUGCUCGGUGUGCGUUCAAUCGUGAUUGGUUUCCGGGACCAACAAGGAACGCUGCUGUCGCACUCAAUGUAUCGCACUGCCGAUUUGCCACGCAUGGUGCGUGGCCAUACUGCUGAAUGGAAUGCCAACGACAACUUGGCGUUUGGUGCAGCCAUGAUCGACUUUAUCCGUCAUGUUGUUCGCGCUGAAACUGAGCGUUGGUUUUUCCACUUCGCCCAACGUGUUCGAAGAAACGAGCACAUGUUUGGUCCCUAUGCGUGGCGGGUGCACCGCUCAACCUCUGCAUUUCUGGCACAUUUACCACUGCCUGCACUCCAAGAUGCUGAGCAAGAAUACCCCGUGUUCCGUAUCAGGUUUGAACCGCCUUUCUCACAUGUGACGAUACGCUAUGUACCGCCAUCUGAAUUGGCCAUGGAUGGUCGCCGUCAAGCUCGUUGCGGACUCGUACCUUCCGACUUUUAUACAUGGGCCACCGAGCCUAUGGCGCAUUUGUUACGGGAUGAGAUAUGA